This is a messenger RNA of Gracilinanus agilis (Agile Gracile Mouse Opossum), 2091 nucleotides long. RefSeq names its product sushi domain-containing protein 2-like. Lineage: Eukaryota; Metazoa; Chordata; Mammalia; Didelphimorphia; Didelphidae. Bases 1 to 1506 code for a protein of 501 amino acids. The transcript has 8 exons. The record is from RefSeq and is a predicted model, not a curated record.
AUGCCCGCAGGCUCGGGGCUCCUGUGCCCAGCUCUCCAGGCCACGCUGCCUUUGUUUCCUUCCUCGGGCUUGUUUGUAAACAAGUGGUCCAAGCCCAGCGGCGACACCGAGGUCAGCCCCACUCAGCGCCUGCUUCAGCUGGGACAGCUCGUUCUCCUCCGCCCAUCCCUUGGCAGGGGCUGCCCUCGCACGUGUGAGCUCUGCUUCGCCCACAAAAUUGUACCGGCUUCUCAGAGCCACAGGGGAGGGUCGGGCGAAGGGCCCCCCCAAGGGGUGAGCGGCGAGCCCAAACGCCCAAGGCUGGAGGUCCCGUCUCCGGAUCGCUGCCCGGUCGCCUAUGGCCGAGGGAAGAAACACAAGAAGGGCGGCCGGGCGGCUGCUGCUUGGCUCCCUUCAUUCCACGCCUCGGUCUUCGGGGACCCUCACUUCCUCACCUUCGACGGCGUCCGCUUCACGUUCAACGGCCGCGGGGAGUACAUCCUGGUGCAGUCGGACCUCACGGGGCUGCAGGUGCAGGCCCGGACCCGGGCGGCCACCAGUGUCAGCGGUGGCCAGGCCUCUGCGACGGGCAUCUCGGCGGUGGUGGUGAAGGAGGGCGACUCGGAUGUGCUGGAGGCCCGGCUUGGGGACGCUGUGGGGAGGCCCCUCGAGGUGCUGCUCAAUCAGAAGAUCCUGACCUUCUCUGAGCAGUCUUGGAUGGACCUGAAAGGCAUGUUCCUGUCCAUGUCCGGGAGCCAGAAGGCGACGGUGAUGCUGGCCUCCGGGGCCGGCCUGGAGAUCGAGGCCCACGAAGCCUUCCUGGGCCUCAGCGUUAUUCUCCCCGACAAGUUCCUGGCUCGCACCCGCGGCCUCCUGGGGACGCUCAACGGGGUCUCGGCCGAUGACUUCACCCUGAGGAAUGGGAGCGUCCUGCCCCUGCACGUCGCCUCCGAGCCCCGGCAGCUGCUCGAGUUUGGGGCCAACUGGGCCCUUCGGAACGACUCCUCCCUGUUCACCUACGAUUCCCAGGCCCUGGUGGAUGCGUACCUGGCGGGGCCCAAGCACGACCCCUCCUUCGUGCCCGUGUUCGCCCCCGGGCCCCUGACCCCCGAGGUGGCCGCCCUCUGUGAGAACGACUCCUUCUGCCAGUUUGACGCCCUCGUCACGGGGCGGCUGGACCUGGGCAACGCCACCCGGGCGGCCCACAAGAGGCACCAGCAGCUCCAACAGAGCCUGCAGCCAGUGGUCUGCUGUGGUUGGCUCCCUCCCCCGGAGCACGGCAAGAAGAACGGAACCAGCUACCUCGUGGGCUCCUCCAUACGCUUCAGCUGCAUGCCAGGCUUUACGCUGAGAGGCUCCAAGGAGCGGACGUGCCAGCCCGACGGCAAGUGGUCGGGAAGCCCGCCACACUGCAGGCCAGAGUCCAACCAAACGAUGAUCCUGGGAAUCCUCUUUGGAAUUCUGGGGGGCCUGCUUCUGCUUGGCCUGGGCUACGAGCUGAUGAAGAGGAGGAAGAGGAGAGUGUAGAAGCCUUGCAGACUAAGGCAAUAUGGCGUCUGUCCUCCCCCUGGGGGCCUGUGACUCCUCGGGCACCAACCCCCCACCUCGGUGCCCAUCGCCCCUGGAAACCCUCGACUACGAGUGCCCACCCCCUAUCCCUGCCUGGAGGUCAGUCCCCAGCUUGGAGCACGUCCUCCCGCCACGUGGAGCCGAUGUUCCUCACCAAUACAACAAGCCUCCUCCCAACAUGGACCCCGUCUGCAGACUCGUGCCCGCUCCUGGCCUGGCCGUCGUCCCCUGUGAGGUCUCCAGCGGGCCACUCGCUCCCAGAGUAGCUAUUGAUCCGGCCCCAGAGGGCUUGCGGGAAGGAGUUGAACUCCGAAGCACAGAGGCUACUUUUGGGAGAGGAGGCCGGGCCCCCACAGGGCACAGGACAAUGCCCCCGACCCCUCCCCAGGAGACCGAAGGAACCCCUCCCUUGCCCUGCCAGCCUCUGCUACUGGAACUUUGCUUCCUGGGAGGCCCCAGCAUUAAUGUACCCGGGCUCCACGGUGCCCACUCCGGGGCCAUAGUUCCGCACUGUUUUUUUAGAAAAUAAAGCUGUUCCCUAGG